Messenger RNA from Tachysurus vachellii, 1742 nucleotides. Its product is annotated as cytochrome P450 7A1. Gene Ontology annotation, biological process: cholesterol homeostasis; bile acid biosynthetic process. The transcript is spliced from 6 exons. Bases 111 to 1655 code for a protein of 514 amino acids. NCBI's taxonomy places the organism in Eukaryota, Metazoa, Chordata, Actinopteri, Siluriformes, Bagridae. The record is from RefSeq and is a predicted model, not a curated record. Gene Ontology annotation, molecular function: iron ion binding; heme binding; oxidoreductase activity, acting on paired donors, with incorporation or reduction of molecular oxygen.
CCCUACAGUGAGCAGGAGGGGUUUUACAGGAUUAAACAGAGCCAGAUGGGACAGAAGGAAAAGGCGCAAACAGGGAAGAGAAAGUGGGAGAAAGCGUACGGAGCUUAGGCAUGGCUACAUGGAUUCUUGUUGCUUUUCUCGCCAUUGGUGUGUCGUUCCUAUUACUGAGCGCUUUAUGGUCCAGGAGAAGGCGAGAGAAAGAACCUCCACUAGUGAAAGGUUGGCCUUUUCUUGGUGUUAUUUUAGAAUAUGGUAAAAACCCACUGGGCUUCCUACAAGCAGCUCAAAAAAAGUAUGGAGACAUCUUCACAUGCCAACUUGCAGGGAAGUACUUCACCUUCGUCACAGAUCCUUUCUCUUUUUCCUCGGUGAUGCGCCAGGGGAAAAACCUUGACUUUCACAAAUUCGCCAUGGGUUUCUCUCAGCGGGUGUUUGGGCAUGCUGAUUUUACAUCUCCAUUGCUCAGCGAAAGCUACCGAGAAGUGCACUCGCUCUUCAGACAAACGCUGCAAGGCCCACCUCUUGAGCAACUGAGUGAGACCAUGCUUGCUAAUCUGCAGUCUGUUAUCCAGCACGGCCAGCCAAGCAAAAACGUGUGGAAAGAGGAAGGUUUGCAGUGCUUCACCACACGUAUCAUGUUUGAGGCUGGAUUUGUCACUCUGUUUGGGAAGAAUUCAGGGCUUCUUCAGCCAGAAGGAAAGGGUGUUAUUGGGACAUGCGUGCAGAAGGCGAAGCGAGAUUUUUUGGCAUUUGACGGGGCUUUUCCUGCACUGGCUGCCGGAGUGCCUAUCGCGCUGUGCGGCCGUGCGUGGAGGGCCAGAGAAGCAUUAGCCAAGGGACUGCUGCACAGGGAGCUCAAUCACAGGAUGUAUGUCUCGGAUCUGAUUCAGCGCAGGAUGGACGCCUUCGAUCGCAUGCACCUGGACGAGACAAAUAAAGCACGAACACACGUAUGCAUGCUCUGGGCUUCGCAAGCCAACACACUGCCUGCUGCCUUUUGGAGUCUGUACUAUAUGCUGAGACAUCCAGAAGCUUUUGCUGCGGCUCGUAAAGAGAUCGACCAGAUCUUCACCAAGUUACCAAAUGACAAAGCGAUCAGUGUGUCCAAAGAGAAGCUGGAAUCCAUGAUUGUGCUUGAGAGUAUUAUCAGGGAAGCUCUGCGGCUGUCAAGUGCUUCCAUUAUGAUCCGAGUCGCAAGUGAUGACUUCAUUCUGACCCUGGACUCAGGCCAAACAGCAGCUAUUAGGAAAGGAGAUUACAUUGCUCUCUACCCCCGACUAAUACACCUAGACCCUGAAAUCUAUCCAGACCCGUUGGUAUUCAAGUACAACCGGUUCUUGGAUGAAGAAGGUCAAAGGCGGAAUCAGUUCUACAAAAAUGGCCGACAGCUGAAGCACUACCUUGUGCCGUUUGGUUCUGGUGCCAGUGAGUGUCCGGGUCGUUUCUUCGCCAUCAAUGAGAUAAAGCAGUUUCUCAUGUUGGUGCUCUGGCAUUAUGACUUACAACUCAGUGAGCAUCGCAACACACUGUCACCAGACCGUACCCGUGCCGGCCUUGGCAUCUUGCCACCUUCACAAGAUGUAUUGCUUAGAUACAAAACAAGAGCAGACAGGUACACAGAGAAACCCAGGGAGAAAAAUGGUAUUGAUGACUAAAAUGUCAGCUGAAAAAAAAAAAAGAAUGUUAUGUGCUAAACCAAAACAGUUGAAAAGUAUUAGAAAAAAUCAUAUCUAUGUAUAAAA